CAAAACAAAUAUAACAGCUUGUUUCCAGCCAGCAGUUCAGUUUUGUAGUAAACAAGGAGUUGUGGCUUUUGUAAAAAUGUCCCUUGAAAGAUGCGCACGUUUGGGGAUCUUAGUGGUAAUUACCAUCCACAUCGUAAGUUCACUGGACCUUUUCUCAACCAUGGAUUUAGCAAGGGAUUCUAUCAUAAAGCAUUCGACUUUUCAAACAAUGGGACUAAGGGCAGUCGUCGUUGGACGUGGCAAGAGUGGGUCUACUUUGACUUCGAGUGCUGUUAACCACUAUUCAAACAAAUUCCUCCAAGUCCUGAACGAAAUCGAGCGAGGCAUAGCUGAAGGGUCUCAAAGAGGGUCCCGAAAUUCCCAGCAAAAGCUUAAGCUGCUCAAGACCUCAAUUCAAGAAGCAGUGAAAAAGAAAAUGUACCAAUUUGCUCGUAACCAACUCGGUAGAGCUUUCUACCUGAUCCACAAGAACGCUUCAACCACUGGUCGAUCUAGGCGACACAGAAGAGCAUCAGUUGCAAGCACAGUUUCAACGUUUGUAAGAGAUAUCAAAACCUCAUUACCUAUUGAUAAAUAUGACGAAUUUUUUGCAGUAGAUGGAGAAGUGACUUUGACGUUUGCUAUUGAUACAACUGGGAGUAUGGCAGACGAGAUAGCCGCUGCAAAACAAAUAGCGAUUGAUGUCAUUAACAUCAAAAGAAACAAGCCGGUGAAUUAUAUUCUUUCUCCUUUUGGAGAUCCAGAAAUGGGCCCAAUUACAUUCAGAGAUAAAUCCGAGAACGCAUCAUUUGUGUCCGACAUAAAUAACCUUAAAGCAAAAGGCGGAGGAGAUUGCCCAGAAUUAACCUUCCAAGGUAUAAGGGAGGCACUUAAUGAGGCACCUGAAACGGGAUCGCCGCUGUACGUAUUUACCGACGCUUCAGCAAAGGACAACGACUUAGUGGAUGACGUUAUCGACUUUGCCAUGAAUCUUGACAUUACCGUAAAUUUUUUUAUAACAGGAAGUGGAUAUCCUUGCAGGGCGGGAGACACCAAUUUUGCCAAACUUGCCCAAGCAACGUCAGGCCGGGUACUGCGGUUCAAGAAUGCAAACGAAAUGCUAAAAAUGAGCAACUACAUUGGCAAAAGUCUUCCUGGGUUCAACAUUAUUACCACAGGUUCUAGCCCCUUGGCAAAGAGAAAGCGAAGGUCUUCUGGUAACAAAACCUACAAAUUCCCAAUUGACGAGUCUGUUGAAACCAUGUUAGUCUGCUUCAAUUCGGAUACAAGGAAUGAUGGCCGGGGUGUUGUCUUGAAAGAUCCAUCAGGUACUGUGAUAACCUCAGAAAAAGUUUCCUUAUCAACGACUACACUUUACGAGAUCAAAACCCCCGAGAUAGGCCAGUGGUCCUUACAGAUAUCACCAUCUGUGAUCUCAGGAAAGUAUACCUUUGAUGUCAAAUCCACUAGUGAGGCUAUCGUUGACUUCAGUCACUACUUCCUUGUUACGAUUCAAAGACCUCGGUCCAAAGUUGAAAUCUACACAUCAAAUCCAAUUAUUGGAAAGUCGAGUGAGCUCUUCAUAAAUGUAGUUGGUGCUGGCACGAUCAACCGACACACACUGAAGCUAGAACUCAUAACAGAACACAACCAACACAUCCAGAAUGUCAACCUCACAUCAAAUGACACUGACGGAAAGCGCUACAUUGCGACAUUCUUACCACCCACCCGACCCCUCAAACUGAAAAUCAAAGGCAUUACUAAGCACGGUAAUCCUUUUGAACGCAUCUCCCAUUACAUCAUCCAACCAAAGUCAGUUCUACUUGGGCUGUUUUUCUGUAAAACAGAAAACACCAUAAAAAGAGGAGGAAAGUCGACAACUGUGUUUCGUCUCUACAAUGCCGCUCCUGUUGACAAGGAUCUGGUCAUCAAAGUCAGAGAUAAGAGGGGAUUUGCUCAACCACUACGCAGAACAAGACGAAGAAUCAGAAGAGGACGGAUGGGGUUCUUCAGUGUUUCUUUUCGAGCUCCUACGAAUGUGGCUAUUGGUACUGACAACACUGCCACUGUUAUAGUAUUAGUGAACAAUGGUGAAGAAAAGCUGAUAGAGACAAUUCAAAUGAAUGUUAUACCUUAGAUUUAGAAUGUGUGAUACUGUGGAUAGAUAUUGUAAGUGAAGAAAGCAAUGAGAGGCAAUUUAAAUUAAUGCCAUACCUUGGAUUUAGAAUACAAAAUGUGUGAUUGAUAGAUAUUGUAAUGUGGCUAUAGUUACUGAUGACAAUGCUAUUGCUAUAUUAUCAGUGAAGAAGACAAGGAGAAGUUGAUAGAGUUGGUCCAACUGAUUGUUUAGAUUUAGUAAACACUCACAGAAUGUGUGGUUUUAACACACAAAUGAUAUUCAUACUGUCAUAUUGUAGGAGAGCAAAGAAAAUGAUUGACAACUAUAGGUUAUCAAAACGAUGGUUAUAUCUUAGUAUAUAGCAAUAUUCACUGUUUACAGACAUUGACGUCAGGAAUCUUUCUCAAUUUGCCAACCAUUAAAACAAAAGAUCUCUUUCUUUCAAUAGCCUAGUAAGAGCUCUGAUUGGUACAUUAAUAUCAAUAGGUGACCUCAGCAUAAACAUUGCUAUAGUAGGAUAAACACAAUAUCUUAACAUUUAAUAUAUACAGUGGAAUAAACAUUGUGCACUGCA
Actinia tenebrosa (Australian red waratah sea anemone) is the source of this 2672-nucleotide messenger RNA. Its product is annotated as hemicentin-1. NCBI's taxonomy places the organism in Eukaryota, Metazoa, Cnidaria, Anthozoa, Actiniaria, Actiniidae. The record is from RefSeq and is a predicted model, not a curated record.